This is a messenger RNA of Pocillopora damicornis (cauliflower coral), 1733 nucleotides long. RefSeq lists its product as uncharacterized. The record is from RefSeq and is a predicted model, not a curated record. NCBI's taxonomy places the organism in Eukaryota, Metazoa, Cnidaria, Anthozoa, Scleractinia, Pocilloporidae.
AAACAAUAUUUUAGACCGAAGGCAAGGAUUAUAAAUUUUACGAGAUGAACAGCGAAUUUAAAAAGGCCAUACAUUGCAGGCGUAUGGCGAACGAAAGUUCAAAAUAUUGCGAAGAUUACCUUCUCAGGAAAGAAGGACGAAACAAGUGGAUACAAUAUUGGGUUGUUAUUAGAGGCGUUUGGAUGUUGUUCUACAGAGAUCAAGCUACAACUAACCGAGAUAAUUUUAAAGGUUCCGUCGAACUAACGUCAUGCACAAAGUGCAACACAGCGAGAAGAGGAAAUUAUAGCUUUCCGUUCUUUGUCGUCACAGCGAGAGGAACACAUCUCUUCAAGGGUGAUACGCCGGCUCCACCUCCCUUAGCUGUCCCUUCCCCGCUUUCUUCAUCUACGGAAUUAAACUCUCAUGACGCCGAGGUUAAUCACGCAGAGAUAUGCAGGCAGAACUCUGAGUCAGAUGAAGACGAUCUCUCUAUUCCACCGGGUGUGAUUCUUGUUACUACGCCCAUAGAAGAAUUGUCUCACGACGAGAAAACAUCAAAUGAACACACCAGCGCCAUUCAAGGUCAAGUACAACAUGAUAACCUCAGCAAAGCUGUGCUAACGACAGGAAUCACUGGAGCAACGCGUGUUGUCAGAGAACCGUCCUCUACCAAAGCUUCUGCGCCUCAACCCGUUACUCGUCCUUUUCAGUCAACAACAGGUGUGUCACCAUGUCAGCUGAAGUAUUUUCCUAUUGGCCUUAGUCCUCCCUCCGCCAUUUCAUGGCGUCGAAGUAGUCCCGAUCGGCCAAGCAGCAGUCCCAGUCUUAAUCACACGCGAAGGCAUUUAGGGACUAAACAGUUGGCAAGAUCGCCGCUCACUAACAAUAGAUUUUCACGAUACAUGGCAAAGUCUGUACCUGAUAUGAAAAUUUUAUCACUGGAGGAUCCAAGCUGAAAUAGAGAGAGUGAAUUUUUUAUCGUGGUGCAAAUUGUAAAAUGGCUCAAAAUUUCGAUUAUUUACGCGAAUUUCUAAAAGCAAACCACGAUUUACAUUUGAGUGAAUAAGUAUUUUAAGCUAAUACAAAACUUGUUGCCAUUUCUGUCACGUAUAAGUUCAGGGCUCCCAAUUUUGGCAGUAACAAUUUAGGGUGAAACAUGCAGAGAAAUAGAGCAAACUAACAAACAAUUUUCUCCAAAGUUGGAGAAGUGUUGCGAUUUUGUGCGAAGUAAACAAACCAAAGAAAUUGUUUCAUAGCAUAAUCAAAGCCAAAAGGUAUGACUUGCGGCACAAUGCGCGGGAAAAGCACUGUAACAAACGCCAAGCGUGGAAAAUUGUCAUGCUCUAAUUGUUUACAGUAAGUUAGAUGACGUGUGGAACCAAUCAGAUACUACGCAAUGCAGUAAGAGAUCUACCUUCAGACAAAUACAACUUGAACUAUAUUGGUCAGUAAUGGUAGAAUUUAACGUUUAAGAAACGCAAUGAAAUUCUCUGCUCAUAAAGUUAGAGUUGCUUCGUGCAGCUAUAAGUUUGGCUGCGAUGCAAAGGAGAGGCGUUUUAUCGUUUACAAAAUUAGUCAAACAAUGUAAGUAAUGUAUUUAAAUUUAUUUAUACAUUUAGAAUGCUAGAUUCAGCAUUAUAAAAAGGUGUUAAGUUCAAAAAAUAAGUUAACUUUUCUUAGAAACUUUUCACGUUGAUGGGACAGAAAUGUGGUGAAUAAAAGUUUUGUUCUGCGUCGUGCUAGAAAAUUUA